Messenger RNA from Dioscorea cayenensis subsp. rotundata (Guinea yam), 1475 nucleotides. Its product is annotated as UPF0183 protein At3g51130. The record is from RefSeq and is a predicted model, not a curated record. The transcript has 15 exons. The coding region runs from base 76 to 1332 and encodes 418 amino acids. Lineage: Eukaryota; Viridiplantae; Streptophyta; Magnoliopsida; Dioscoreales; Dioscoreaceae.
AAAGGUCGCAAGAAAAGCAGAGAGAGGGGUUCUCUGAGAAGGAUCGAGAUCGAAGGAGAAGACGAGGAGCUCGUGAUGCAGCCGCUCCCGCAACACCAGCGAUCAGUGGCGAUGCCGGCGGCCGUCGGACCGGCGGCGAGGCGGAGGUGUGAGGGCACUGCUUUGGGCGCCAUUACCCUUGACCUUCGCCCUGGGCUUGGCAUCGGUCCCUUCACCAUUGGAAUGCCCAUCUGUGAAGCCUUUGCUCAAAUAGAACACCAGCCCAGCAUCUAUGACGUGGUUCAUGUGAAGUAUCUUGAUGAGGAACCUUUAAAACUGGAUAUUGUUAUUGCCUUCCCAGACCAUGGUUUCCACCUUCGUUUUGAUCCUUGGUCACAAAGAUUGCGUGUGAUUGAGGUUUAUGAUGUGAAACGAUUACAAAUGCGUUAUGCGACUUCGCUGAUUGGAGGUCCAUCAGCGCUGGCUACUUUUCUGGCUGUCUGCAAUCUUUUUGGACCUACUUAUCCUGGAAUACAUGACAAAGAGACGGGGGUUUAUACUCUUUUUUAUCCGGGGCUGUCCUUUGCUUUUCCAAUACCUACCCAAUAUGCAGAUUGCUGCCAUGAUGUUUCAGCUGGAUUGCCUCUUGAGUUUCCUGAUGGAACAACCCCAGUUACAUGCCGAGUUUCAGUAUAUGAUAGUUCACCAGACAACAAAGUUGGUGUUGGAUCUUUGAUGAAAAAGGCUUCAGUUCCACCACUGCCUGCUGGUAAUCUAUACAUGGAAGAAGUCCACGCUAAGCUAGGAGAGGAGCUAUGGUUCACCAUCGGUGGUCAGCAUAUUCCAUUUGGUGCAUCACCUCAGGAUGUUUGGACUGAGCUUGGCCGUCCUUGUGGAAUUCAUCAAAAACAGGUUGAUCAGAUGGUGAUCCACUCUGCUUCAGAUCCUCGGCCUCGGACAGCACUAUGUGGCGAUUACUUCUACAAUUUCUUUUCACGUGGUCUAGACAUAUUAUUUGAUGGACAGACUCACAAGAUCAAGAAGUUUGUUCUGCAUACAAACUAUCCUGGCCAUUCAGAUUUUAAUUCCUAUAUUAAGUGCAACUUUGUUAUUUAUGAUGCUAAUGUUCAAGGACCAGUCCAAGUUGGGAAUGCUUCCAGCCAUUGCAUUACACCAAGUACAAAGUGGGAGCAAGUAAAGGAAAUCCUCGGGGAUGGUGGACGGGCUGCAAUUCAAACACAAGGCUCCAUGAACAAUCCUUUUGGAUCUACUUUUGUAUAUGGAUACCAAAAUGUCGCAUUUGAGGUUAUGAAAAAUGGAUAUAUAGCCACUGUUACUCUCUUUCGAUCAUAAGAAGGUAAUUGGUGGUCCUUCAGAGGGUAGUAUAUCCUGUGUCAUACCCAGAUGUGUAUAACUUGUACAGGGGAACUCUACUAUGUAUAUCACUUUGCCAAUAAAUUAAUUUUUUUUAGUGAAAAACUUAAAAAGUUGUGUAA